UUGUCACUGGUUGAUAAUUUCCUAAAUUACGUGGCGAGUGUUUUUAUUUAUUUAUGUUUUCAGAUAAAUAACAGUCAGUAUAACUCGCAUUCUUUGGAUUAUGACAGAGACGCGCAGAGCGCGCUCUUUCAACCGCCGGAACACCUUUUAAAAAUGAUUACGUAUCACUCCGCUAAUGUUGAGUAGAAUAUUUUGAUUUUGCUUCUGAAGGGUUACGAACAGCUGCAGAGAAACCAAAGAUAUACUAGGGUAUCACCUCAAUAAAAGAAACUAACGUUUGUCAUAAUUGGUUUAGUGAUGAUUUAGUUUAUAGAACUGCUUUUCCCGGCGGCAGCUUCUUAUUUUCCUUCCUUACAACAUGUGAUGACGUUUGUGGCGCCAGAAAUCAAGGGUUUAGAGAGAAGCUACUGUGUGCGCAAGUGUGUCAGUUUGUUGUUAGACUAUGUUUACCGUUAUUUUUACCGUGUUCCGUAUACCGUGCUACUAAUUAAAGAGUAGAGUAGCUGCUAUCUAACCAUCCUAGUGCUGCUAUAACGUUAACCUCCGUCUGCAGUCAAAAUGGUGAUGCUACGCAGCAGCGGCAACAACGGAGCUGAGCCGGUAACUGCUCCGAAGCGGCGGUCCAUGGACAUGGAUACGAGCUCCGACUUUCUGUCGCUGCUUCCCGCGUCACAGAGAAAGUCCGCUCGAGUGACCCGCUCCAACCGAUUGCUGGAGGAUAGUUUUAGUAGCCCCGAACACAACCUGGUAAAUGGACAUGUCAGUAUGGUACAGGAUGAGGCGAAUGGCUUCAAUCACACUCCCAAAACCAGAAGACAGAGAGCAAGGCAGGAAAUUGACUUUGCUGAGAGUGAGCUGAAAAGCAGCUCACCUAUAAUUGGGGACAAAGCUGAGGACUGCUGCACCAGGAAAUCAUCAAGGGUGCAGAGAGAAGUAAACGUCUCCAACGACAGUCAGCCAAGAGACAUUCCUGAUGAAGUGGAGGGGUCAUCUACUCCAAAGAGGAGUCGCUUUAACCUACAAAAUCGUGAAGUGGAAGAGGAGGAGGAGGAAGAGGAGGAGGAUCACCCAGUGAGACGAAGCUCCCGAAUUACCAGAUACAAGUUAGACUCCCGCAACCAGUCGGUGCUUUAUGAUCGUCUAAUUACUAACACUGCUGAAGCAGUCCUCCAAAAGAUGGAUGACAUAGAAAAGAUGAGAUGGAGGCUGAGGAGCAGAGACAGAGAAACUAAAGAACAAAUUGGUGUUUACACUCGGAGUCAAAUGAGAAGAUUACUAAGGACAAAUGUGGAGAGUAAAGACACUAAGGAGAAAAGCAAAGGAGUGAAUGAUGAUCAUAUUGAUGAAGAGGAGGAGGAGGAAGAAGAAGAGGAUGAGGAAGAAGAUGAUGACGAUGAGGAUGAUGAUGAUGAUGCGGACGAAAGAGAGGAGGAGGAAGAAGAAGAAGAAGAACAUCAGAGGCGCUAUGAUUUCAGACAGCGAAAGGCAGUAGUGCGAUACCAGGCUCCACAGGAUGAACCCAGAGAGACCAGGAAGCGUACCAUGUACUUCAAGGACCACUCGUCUCCAACCAGACGCAGGUUCUUGUUCAGCUCCACAGCCCCUAGGAGCCCUUACAACAAUAUAAGAACCAGCAGGAGUAGUUCCGAGAGAAGGAGACAUGCCAUCCAUAGCAGUGACUCCACUUCCUCAUCUUCAGAUGAUGAGAAAUUUCAGAGACGGAGAAGUAUUAACAGGAGUCGCUCAGUCAACAGAUGUCUACCAAUGAACCUUGUAAAAGAUGACCUGCUGGGAAUCCAGAAGGAUCGGAUGAAGAUAGGAGCCAGUCUGGCUGAUGUGGACCCGAUGCAAAUAGACAGAACAGUGCGCUUUGACAGCAUCGGAGGUCUGAACAGACACAUCUCUGCCCUGAAGGAAAUGGUAGUCUUCCCUCUUCUCUACCCCGAGGUCUUUGAGAGAUUCAAGAUACAGCCACCCAGGGGCUGUCUAUUCUAUGGACCUCCAGGCACAGGAAAAACCCUUGUAGCCAGAGCUCUGGCUAACGAGUGCAGCCAGGGCGAAAGAAGAGUGUCUUUCUUCAUGAGAAAAGGAGCUGAUUGUCUCAGUAAGUGGGUGGGAGAAUCUGAGAGACAGCUACGACUGCUCUUUGACCAGGCUUAUCAGAUGCGUCCAUCAAUUAUUUUCUUUGAUGAAAUCGAUGGUUUGGCCCCAGUUCGGUCGAGUCGUCAGGACCAGAUCCACAGCUCCAUUGUGUCAACCCUCCUGGCUCUAAUGGAUGGAUUAGACAGUAGAGGAGAAAUAGUUGUGAUUGGAGCCACUAACAGAUUAGACUCCAUUGAUCCAGCGCUAAGAAGACCAGGACGCUUUGACAGAGAAUUUCUUUUUGGCCUCCCUGAUAGAGAGGCAAGGAAGGACAUUUUGAAAAUCCACACCAGACAGUGGACUCCUUCUCCUUCUGAAACUUUUCUGGAAGAAUUGGCAGAGAAAUGUGUUGGAUAUUGUGGAGCAGACAUCAAGGCAGUGUGUUCAGAGGCAGCACUGUGUGCGCUGCGCCGACGCUACCCACAAAUCUACUCCUCAUCACAGAAGCUGGUGCUGGAUGUCAACUCAAUUAACAUCACAAACAAGGACUUUUUGUGUGCCAUGUCCAAGAUGGUACCAGCUGCUCAGAGAGCUGUAGUUUCACCAGCUAAGGCCCUGAUUUCUGCCGUCCGUCCUUUACUGAACACUACCUUGCAGAACAUCCUUUACAUGGUCCACAGAGUGUUUCCUCAUGCUGAGGAGGGGUUGAAGAGGAGAAGUCUACAAGAUGCAGCCUGCACAGUGUCAGAGGAUGAGUUGGUUUUCAGUGAGGAGGAGGUUGAAGAGGACUGCUCCACCAGACAAACUCAACAAACUCAGCAUAGCACAUGUACUCUUAAGGGACUACUUAACCUUGACAGUGUCCUGAGCCAGCCCACAUCCUACCGUCCCAGACUGUUGCUGGAGGGCAAGUCAGGCUCUGGUCAGAGUUCACAUCUGGCUCCUGCUGUUCUUCAUGCUCUGGAGAAAUUCACUGUCUACACGCUGGACUUAGCUGUACUAUUUGGAACUAGUGUAACUGCACCAGAAGAGACUUGUGCUCAGAUCUUUGUUGAAGCAAAGCGUACCUCUCCAAGUAUUUUAUACAUCCCUCACAUUGGACAGUGGUGGGAAACAGUAGGUCCUGCCUUGCGUGCCACCUUCCUCAGUCUCCUCAGCUCCAUCCCUGCCUUCUCGCCAAUCCUACUACUGGCCACCUGCAACCUCAGAUAUAAUCAACUUAGUGUGGAGAUUCAGGAGUUGUUCCGAGCAGAGUAUGGGGAGGUUUUUCAUGUCCCAGUGCCUACAAGUAAAGAAAGAAGAGACUUCUUUGAGGACCUGAUACUUAACCAGGCUGCUAAAGCCCCUGCCUCUAAAAAGAAAGCAGUGCUUCAAGCCUUGGAGGUGCUUCCUGUGGCUCCUCCACCUCCUCCACGCCAGUUAACAGAAGAGGAGACCAGAAAACUGGAGGAGCAGGAAGAAGACACCCUCCGGGAGCUCCGCCUUUUCCUGCGUGAUGUCACCAACCGACUCUCCCAAGAUAAACGUUUUAAGGCUUUUACAAAACCUGUGGAUUUGGAGGAGGUUCCAGAUUAUGCUAAGGUGAUCAAAAAGCCCAUGGACCUUUCAAAAGUUCUCACACAGAUAGAUCUGCAUCAUUAUGGAACAGUGAAAGAGUACCUCCGAGAUGUGGAUCUCAUCUGGCAGAAUGCCUUAGAAUACAACCCUGACAAAGACCCUUCAGCCCUUGAGUUACAGGUACCUGCAGAAAGAGAACAGAGAGGAGAGAGAAGAGGCACAAACUGGAGAGAAGAAAGAGGAAAAGAUCGUCAGAUCCGCCACAGAGCAUGUGCACUGAAGGACACUGUCCACGCCAUCAUCAGAGAGGAACUAGAUGAAAACUUUGAGAAGAUCUGUGAAGAGAUCAAAACAUCACGCAGUACAAGAGGUUCUGGUUGCAAUACUGGACAGUUUACUCCGUCCUUUUACCACAUCCUUCCUCAACAGCCUUCAGAAGUAAGGACCACAAACAUGACCCCCCAAAGAGAUACAGCUGAUACCACACCUGCUGUUACUCCAUCUUCAAGUCCCCCUGCUGUAAAACCCCCUAAAUCCACAGUUAAUCGGAAAAAAAGACGAAGACGCUGGGCCACUGGUAGAUAUAUGAAGAAAAAAUCUCUUUCUCCUCACACGUCCAAAGAUGAUUCAUUGUUGAUUUCAGAUGAGAAUGAAGAUGAUGAAGACAGCAAUGGGGAGGGUGAAAAAGCUCAGGAAGGCAAAACAGGACCUGCUGAGAAUGAACAGAGCGGCCGAAAGGUCAUGGACAAACCGGGACAAUUAAAGGACAAUAAAAUGUUAACACACAGAGCGGAUGUGAGAAGCACAAAGACUUCAGUAGAGGUGGGCAGAAAAGAGAGAAGUGAGAGAACAAAGAUGAGAGAACAUCAUAGUGAGCCACUGGAAGCAUACAGUAAUGACUUAAAGACGUCAGAACGAAGAAGUCGUGGAGAGCCAAUGGAGAUUGAAACUAUGACCACAGAUGCUUCUGCAGCUGUGAGAGGGGAGGAGGACUGCCUCACUGAGCGGAGUGUGAGUAAAAUGACUCGGGGUCUAAAGAAUGCCGUGCAGCAACAGCAGAUAAUAGAUGUCGACAAAGCUCUGCAGAUCCCGGAUCAAGAAGUUCCUCCUCUGGUGGUAGACACAGAGAAAUUAAAGGACCUCUUGAAAAGGGUGGUGGCCAAGACUGAGGGUUUUGUGGUCUACAAGCUGGAGAAACUCUACGCACUCCUUUGCCAGAGCAUUUACAGACACAGGCGAAAUCAUAACAAAACAGCACUAUUACAGGAGAUGGAACAGGAGAUUCAAGACUUCUGUUGAUGCUUCACUUGGAAACUAAUCAUAUCUUUUAGACAAUCACCUCACCCCCAAAUUUAUAAAUAUGCAUAAAUGGUUCUAUUUUAAUAUAACAAGCAUUUGCUAUUUGUGCAUGGGCUAAAAAUUUGGUAACCCCUUUUUUUGUGCUAAUUUUUAAGUUAAUACAUUUAUUUUUAAAUGUCUCUCUGCAAGCUCAGGAUUUAGAUGGAUGCUGCGUCUGCCAAAUUGUGUGCACAGGGCAUUUGUUUUGGAAAGAACUGUGUUUACUUUUUAUUCUGGUUAUUCAAGAAAUUUGGUGGUUGACUGAAUGGGAAAACUGAAAAUGAAAUGAGUGUGCUAACAAGAGGGCAUAACUAACAUUCACUCAUCUUCUAACUACAGCGUGAGAUAGAUGAGUGCAUGUGUGAUCAAACAAACAUUUGGACCAAUAAAACCAACGCUAUGCAGUUGGAAAUGGAAAAUC
Cynoglossus semilaevis (tongue sole) is the source of this 5398-nucleotide messenger RNA. RefSeq names its product ATPase family AAA domain containing 2 (gene atad2). The transcript is spliced from 31 exons. Gene Ontology annotation, molecular function: ATP binding; ATP hydrolysis activity; histone binding. Gene Ontology annotation, cellular component: nucleus. Bases 559 to 4938 code for a protein of 1459 amino acids. NCBI's taxonomy places the organism in Eukaryota, Metazoa, Chordata, Actinopteri, Pleuronectiformes, Cynoglossidae. Gene Ontology annotation, biological process: transcription initiation-coupled chromatin remodeling; nucleosome disassembly; nucleosome assembly. The record is from RefSeq and is a predicted model, not a curated record.